GGGCAGGCCGGGGGCGGGCCGGGGACGGGCGGGGAGGAGCCGCCUCGGGCUGUGUCCCUGGGAAGAGGCGGCGGUAGCGGAGGAGGAGGCGGCGCUCCAGCCGGGCGGGGGAGCUGCGGAGGGACCAGCGCGCCCGUGACCCCGCGACUCCCGGGAGGCCGAGCGUGGCCGCCGCGGACAAAGGAGCAUGUGGGCGCCACCGAGGGCGCGUCCUCCCGCCGCCCGGAGGCUCCGGGCGCCGCCAAUCCCGCGCCGCGCCCCCGUCCCGCCGCGCGCCGGGGCGGCCCGCUAGGCCCGCAGGCCCCGGCCCGCAGCAUGGAGCCGCCCGGGCGCCGCCGGGGCAGCCGCUCGCCGCCGCGGCUGCUGGAGCUGCUGGCGCUGCUGGCGCUGCUGGGGGGCGGCCGCGGAGCCGGGGCGCUGCCCCCCGGCUGCAAGUACGACGGACGGCCGCGAGGCAGCGGGCGGGCGGAGGGCAAGGUGGUGUGCAGCAGCCUGGAGCUCACGCAGGUCCUGCCCCCGGACGCGCUGCCCAACCGCACCGUCACCCUGAUUCUGAGUAACAAUAAAAUAUCUGAACUGAAGAACGGCUCCUUUUCUGGGUUAAGUCUUCUCGAAAGAUUAGACCUUCGGAACAACCUUAUAAGUAAUAUAGAUCCAGGUGCCUUCCGGGGGCUGUCAUCACUGAAAAGAUUGGAUCUGACCAACAAUCGAAUAGGAUGCCUGAACGCAGACAUAUUUCGAGGACUCAACAAUCUUGUUAGGCUAAACCUUUCAGGGAAUUUAUUUUCUUCACUAUCUCAAGGCACGUUUGAUCAUCUUGGCUCAUUACGGUCUUUAGAAUUUCAGACCGAGUACCUGUUGUGUGACUGUAACAUUUUGUGGGUGCACCGCUGGGUGAGGGAGAGGAACAUCACGGUGCGGGACACACGCUGUGUUCACCCCAAGUCUCUGCAGGCCCAGCCAGUCACAGGGGUGAAGCAGGAGUUGCUGACGUGCGAUCCUCCCCUUGAAUUACCAUCUUUCUAUAUGACUCCAUCUCAUCGACAAGUUGUGUUUGAAGGAGACAGCCUUCCCUUCCAGUGCAUGGCUUCCUAUAUUGAUCAGGACAUGCAAGUGCUGUGGUAUCAGGAUGGGCGGAGAGUUGAAACUAAUGAAUCCCAAGGUAUCUUUGUUGAAAAGAACAUGAUUCACAACUGCUCGUUGAUUGCAAGUGCCCUAACCAUUUCUAAUAUUCAGGCUGGAUCAACCGGAAAUUGGGGCUGUCAUGUCCAGACCAAACGUGGCAACAAUACGAGAACUGUGGACAUUGUGGUGCUGGAAAGUUCUGCUCAGUACUGCCCUCCUGAGAGGGUAGUCAACAAUAAAGGAGAUUUCAGAUGGCCCAGGACGUUGGCUGGCAUCACUGCUUAUCUGCAGUGUUCUCGUAAUACCCACGGCAGUGGCAUCUAUCCUGGAAGUUCACAGGAUGAGAGAAAGGCGUGGCGUCGCUGUGACAGAGGUGGCUUUUGGGCAGAUGAUGAUUAUUCUCGCUGUCAGUACGCCAACGAUGUCACUCGAGUUCUCUACAUGUUUAACCAGAUGCCCCUCAAUCUUACCAAUGCUGUGGCCACAGCCCGACAAUUACUGGCUUACACCGUGGAAGCAGCCAACUUUUCUGACAAGAUGGAUGUUAUAUUUGUGGCUGAAAUGAUCGAAAAAUUUGGAAGAUUUACCAAAGAGGAAAAGUCAAAAGAGCUAGGUGAUGUGAUGGUUGACAUUGCAAGUAACAUCAUGUUGGCUGAUGAGCGUGUCCUGUGGCUGGCACAGAGGGAAGCCAAAGCCUGCAGUCGGAUUGUUCAGUGUCUUCAACGUAUCGCCACCUACCGACUGGCAAAUGGAGGUCAUGUGUAUUCAACAUACUCACCCAAUAUUGCUCUGGAAGCUUACGUCAUCAAGGCUGCUGGUUUCACUGGGAUGACCUGCACCGUCUUCCAGAAAGUGGCCGCCUCAGACCGCACGGGCCUUUCGGAUUUUGGCAGGCGGGAUCCAGAUGGGAGCCUCGACAAACAGCUGAGCUUCAAGUGCAAUGUUUCCAACACGUUUUCAAGUCUGGCACUAAAGAAUACCAUUGUGGAAGCUUCCAUUCAGCUCCCUCCUUCCCUUUUCUCACCCAAGCAAAAAAGAGAAGUCAGACUAACCGAUGACUCUCUCUACAAACUCCAACUUAUCGCCUUUCGCAACGGAAAGCUUUUCCCAGCCACCGGGAAUUCAACACAUUUGGCUGAUGAUGGGAAACGGCGCACCGUGGUCACCCCUGUGAUCCUCACCAAAAUAGAUGGCGUGACACUAGACACACACCAUGUCCCCGUUAAUGUGACCUUGCGCCGAAUCGCACACGGAGCAGAUGCCGUGGCUGCCCAGUGGGAUUUCGGCCUGCUGAAUGGACAGGGAGGCUGGAAGUCAGAUGGGUGUCAUAUCCUGUACUCCGAUGAAAAUAUCACCACCAUUCAAUGCUACUCCCUUAGUAACUAUGCAGUUCUGAUGGACCUGACAGGAUCUGAACUGUACACCCAGGCAGCCAACCUCUUGCACCCUGUUGUUUAUACCACUUCCAUCAUUCUUCUCCUGUGCCUCCUGGCAGUGAUUGUCAGCUACAUCUACCAUCACAGCUUGAUAAGAAUCAGUCUCAAGGGCUGGCAUAUGCUCGUGAACUUGUGCUUUCAUAUAUUCUUAACCUGUGUGGUCUUUGUGGGGGGAAUAACCCAAACCAGACAUGCCAGUAUUUGCCAGGCGGUUGGAAUCAUUCUUCACUAUUCCACUCUUGCUACAGUCCUGUGGGUGGGAGUGACUGCUCGGAAUAUUUAUAAACAAGUCACCAAAAAAGCCAAAAGAUGCCAGGAUCCUGAUGAACUGCCACCGCCACCCAGACCCAUGCUCAGGUUUUACCUGAUUGGUGGGGGUAUCCCCAUCAUAGUCUGUGGCAUUACGGCGGCAGCAAACAUCAAGAAUUAUGGCAGUCGGCCAGAUGCGCCUUAUUGCUGGAUGGCGUGGGAGCCCUCUUUGGGAGCCUUCUAUGGGCCAGCCGGCUUCAUCACUUUUGUAAACUGUAUGUAUUUUCUAAGUAUAUUUAUUCAGUUGAAGAGACACCCUGAACGGAAGUAUGAGCUCAAAGAGCCCACGGAGGAGCAGCAGAGGCUGGCGGCCAAUGAAAAUAGCGAAGUGAACCAUCAGGACUCCCUGUCUCUCUCUUUGAUUUCCACUUCAGCUUUGGAAAACGAACACACCUUCCACGCUCAGCUUUUGGGAGCUGGCCUGGCUUUGGUUUUAUUCGCCUCCCUGUGGUUGUUUGGAGCCCUGGCUGUGUCCUUGUAUUACCCUUUAGACUUGGUGUUCAGCUUCUUUUUCGGAGCCACGUGUCUGAGCCUCAGCGCCUUCCUGGUGGUUCACCACUGCGUCAACCGCGAGGACGUGCGACUGGCCUGGAUCAUGGCCUGCUGCCCGGGCCGCAGUUCCUACUCCGUGCAGGUCAACUCCACGCAGCCCCCCAACUCUGCAGGAUCGAACGGAGAGCCCCCCAAGUGCACCAACAGCAGCGCUGAGUCGUCAUGCACCAACAAAAGCGCCUCCAGCUUCAAAAACUCCUCCCAGGGCUGCAAGCUGACCAACUUGCAGGCGGCUGCUGCACAGUGCUACAGCAGCUCGCUGCCUUUGAACUCCACACCACAGCUGGACACCAGCCUGACCGAGCACUCCGUGGACAAUGACAUCAAGAUGCACGUGGCCCCCUUGGAAGUGCAGUUCCGCAGCAGCGUGCAUGCCAGCCGCCACCACAAGAACAGAAGCAAAGGCCACCGGGCCAGCAGGCUCACGGUCCUCCGAGAAUAUGCCUACGACGUCCCCACCAGCGUGGAGGGCAGCGUGCAGAACGGCUUCCCCAAAAGCCGCCAGGGCCCCAGUGAAGGCCAUUCCAGGAGUCGUAGGGUCUAUCUGGCCCACCGUGAGAGGCAGUACAACCCACCCCCGCAAGACAGUAGCGACGCCUGCAGCACUCUGCCCAAAAGCAGCAGCAGGGACUUUGAAAAGCCUCUUUCCACCAGCAGCAAGAAGGAUGCUCUGAGGAAGCCCAUCUCAGUGGAACUGGAGAGUCAGCAGAAGUCUUAUGGCCUCAACUUGGCUGUCCAGAAUGGACCGAUUAAAAGCAGCGGGCAGGAAGGACCUUCGCCUGGGACAGGAGGCACUGGCCAUGUCAGGACUGGGUUAUGGAAACAUGAAACUACUGUGUAGUGUCAGUGGACUCCUGAGGCAGAGAGCUGUACAAUCUGUGAUUUCCACAUUCUUCCAGGCUCUGAACAGGCGGAAAAAAAACUGUUUACAGUCCCCCUUCGGGAUUCAAAGGAGUGUUGAGUAAACCUCUUUUAAGUUUCGGAUUUUAUGUAUUUUAUACCCCCUUCCCUUUUUUUUUUUAAUGGAUUAAAAGGAAAAAAAAAAAAAAAGAAAACCUUGUUUUAAUUAUCAAAACACCAGCAGGACAUUUUGAGACUCUGAAAUGUAAUUUUUUGGGAUCUGUGAUAUUUCACAAAAAGUUUGGGCCUGUUUUCUGUACAAUAAGCAGACGUGUGUCCUUGUGUCUGUUGUAUAUUUUGAUAUCCUACCACAGAAGCGCUGCGAUUCCGUCAGAAUGAAGUUUUGUGCAUUGGGAUAUUUUAAUAAUAAAUUAGUUAUUAGGCUAAUAGAA
Molecule: messenger RNA, 4714 nt
Organism: Erinaceus europaeus (western European hedgehog)
Lineage: Eukaryota; Metazoa; Chordata; Mammalia; Eulipotyphla; Erinaceidae
Gene: ADGRA3
Product: adhesion G protein-coupled receptor A3
Exons: 19
Coding region: 316-4263 (1315 amino acids)
Biological process (GO): G protein-coupled receptor signaling pathway; cell surface receptor signaling pathway
Cellular component (GO): external side of plasma membrane; plasma membrane
Molecular function (GO): G protein-coupled receptor activity; protein binding
Source: RefSeq, a predicted model, not a curated record